Molecule: messenger RNA, 1342 nt
Organism: Trifolium pratense (red clover)
Lineage: Eukaryota; Viridiplantae; Streptophyta; Magnoliopsida; Fabales; Fabaceae
Product: probable CCR4-associated factor 1 homolog 7
Exons: 2
Coding region: 316-1170 (284 amino acids)
Cellular component (GO): P-body; CCR4-NOT core complex; CCR4-NOT complex
Molecular function (GO): nucleic acid binding; poly(A)-specific ribonuclease activity
Source: RefSeq, a predicted model, not a curated record
AAGAGGAAAUUAGGCAAACACAAGAUAAAUUGAUGAAGCAAGAAAAAACAAAUUCCACCGCUAAUUUUCGUCGAAAUAUCUUCCUCCUCCUCUUUUGCACAUUUCUUCAUUUUCCCCAUUUUAUAACCAAUAAAAAAAAAUUGACAACAAAAAAGAAAACCCUAGAACGGGAGAGAUUUCAUUCCCCAAAAAUCUCUUCCUUCUAUCUCCCCCUCAUCCUCUCCGUUCUCUCUCAACACUUUUCCAAUUCUUCCUUCAAUCAAUUCCAAUUUUCAAUUUCCAAUUUUCAAGAUCUGGUGAAUUUUUCGUUAUUUUAUGGUAAAUAAAAUUGUGAUGCCGCUAAUUUUGCCGAAAAGCGAUUCCAUUCAGAUUCGCGAAGUUUGGAACGAUAAUCUUGAAGAAGAAUUCGCUAUACUUCGCGAAAUCGUCGAUGAUUAUCCUUACAUUGCUAUGGAUACGGAAUUCCCCGGAAUUGUUCUUCGACCGGUUGGGAAUUUCAAGAGUAGUUAUGAUUUUCAUUACCAAACCCUAAAAGACAAUGUUGAUAUGCUUAAGCUGAUUCAAUUGGGUCUCACAUUCUCCGAUGAACAUGGAAAUCUUCCAACUUGCGGUGAUGAUGAUGAUGAGAGAUUCUGUAUUUGGCAAUUCAAUUUUAGAGAAUUCAAUGUGAAUGAGGAUGUUUUUGCAAAUGAUUCAAUUGAACUUUUGAGACAGAGUGGGAUUGAUUUCAAGAGGAAUAACGAAAAUGGUAUCGAUGCACGGCGUUUCGGUGAGCUUUUAAUGUCAUCUGGGAUUGUUUUGAAUGAUAAUGUUCAUUGGGUAACUUUUCAUAGUGGAUAUGAUUUUGGUUAUUUGUUAAAGCUAUUGACUUGUCAAAAUUUGCCUGAUACACAAGUUGGGUUCUUCAAUUUGAUCAAUAUGUAUUUCCCAACUGUGUAUGAUAUCAAACAUUUAAUGAAGUUUUGUAAUAGUCUUCAUGGAGGGUUGAACAAGCUUGCUGAGUUGUUGGAGGUUGAGAGAGUUGGGAUUUGUCAUCAAGCUGGUUCGGAUAGUUUGCUCACAUCUUGUACAUUCAGGAAAUUGAAAGAGAAUUUCUUUAGUGGAUCCUUGGAGAAGUAUGCAGGGGUCUUGUAUGGGUUAGGUGUUGAGAAUGGACAGAGUGCUUAUUAAGUUGAGAGAAAAAAAAGAAAUUAGAAGAAAAAAAAAUGCAAAAAAAAAAAAAAAAAAAGUCGGUAGAUCUCGUAUCUAUUUGAGCCGUUGUAUAUCUGGUGAAAUACCAACUUCUAUGUAAAAACUUUGACAUUUAAGUGUCUUCUUAACUUAUGAAUACCCUUUGUUGUUA